AACACCAGAAACGUCAUCGCAUCUCUCCUCUCUCUUGAUGUCAGUCAUAGCAAUCACGUAAACGCAAAACAAAACAAUUUUUUUUUUCAACUUUGUAAAUUAAAAGAAGAAAUAAUGCCAAAAGUUCGUAGAAGUCGUAAGCCACCUCCGGAUGGAUGGGAAUUGAUUGAACCGACGUUGGAGGAGUUGGAGCAAAAAAUGAGAGAAGCCGAAACCGAUCCUCACGAAGGCAAACGCAUCAACGAAUCAUUGUGGCCCGUCUUCAAAAUUCACCAUCAAAAGUCCCGUUACAUUUACGACCUUUUCUUCCGCCGAAAGGCCAUCAGCCGUGAUCUGUACGAUUAUUGUGUUCGCGAGAAAAUUGCCGAUGCCAAUUUGAUAGCCAAAUGGAAAAAGUCCGGCUACGAGAAUCUGUGCUGUCUGCGUUGCAUUCAGACGCGAGACACGAAUUUCGGUACGAAUUGCAUCUGCCGUGUGCCGAAGGCGAAAUUGGAAGAGGGUCGAGUGGUUGAAUGUGUGCACUGUGGCUGUCGUGGCUGCUCGGGGUAGAUAGAUUUUAGGGUUUUCAAAGGUUUGUUUGUUGUAUUAUCGGGACCUAGAAGAUAAUAAAAUGAAAAAAGAAGAUUUUCUUUGUGUAAA
Messenger RNA from Bradysia coprophila, 639 nucleotides. Its product is annotated as BUD31-like protein. Lineage: Eukaryota; Metazoa; Arthropoda; Insecta; Diptera; Sciaridae. Gene Ontology annotation, cellular component: nucleus; spliceosomal complex. Gene Ontology annotation, biological process: mRNA splicing, via spliceosome. The record is from RefSeq and is a predicted model, not a curated record.